Molecule: messenger RNA, 3606 nt
Organism: Cryptotermes secundus
Lineage: Eukaryota; Metazoa; Arthropoda; Insecta; Blattodea; Kalotermitidae
Product: glycosylated lysosomal membrane protein A
Exons: 6
Coding region: 68-1351 (427 amino acids)
Cellular component (GO): lysosome
Source: RefSeq, a predicted model, not a curated record
CAUGUUGCCAACUAAUAAUAUGGGAGUUUCAAGGGUUAAGGGCCUAGUCUUGUACGUCUUGUAGGAAAUGUGCGUGUCUGAGGUAUUUCGGAAGCAUAAAAUGUUGGUUAUUGAGAAAUAUUGUUUGUAUCGAAUGAUAGUCGCAUGGAUUUCAUUAUCGUCUUUUAUCUACCUAGCGAAUGCCAAUGACAGUUUAAGAAAGCUGAAUACAUCUUAUAAUCCAGGAUGUAGUGAUGCAGAUUGCAGCUCUUUUAAAGUAGUGUAUGUGGAAGCAGAAGGACUGAAUGACACCUUGCAUUACUUGUGGGACUUCACACAAAAGCCGUCCAUUUUUAUGGCAGCUACUCCCGUCAAAUCACAGCUGAACAUUUCAUGGGAUCACUUUAAAGGGAACAAUAACAAGUCCAUUACAUUUAAUGAAGAGCCUAUAUACAGCUUUGGUAUUGUAUUGGACAAGCUCUGGGAAUACAAUGACAUAAAUGACACUGGUUUAAUGGACUUGAAAAGUAGAGACAGCAGAUAUGUCAGAGCACUUGACAUGGAGAACUUUAAUUGGACUCUCACAAGUUUUGGGAAUGAGAGUGUGGAGAAUGUUGAUGUGGUGAUGGAGGCCUCUUCGUACACUCCGAAGGAUUCGACUGCUGUCAUUAGUGGAAGCAUCAGAUUAGUGCUGAGUGCGUUUGGCUUUCGUGAUCAUUAUGGAGAGCUGCCUCGUCUCUUGCAUUCAGCAAACUGCACUCAAGUGGAACUUGUCCUUGACAAGCUGAAAACGAACUCCAGCUUCUCCAGUUCUCGAUUUGCUGUGGGGGUUCUAAUUGCAAGCAGUGACAAGGCUAAUACUACAGCUUCCAUCAUAUCAAGAAAAAGCUUGGAUGAUGAACAUAGCCCAGGAGUUUUUACGCUUGUGGAUCUUCAGACACCAAUGGCUGAGUCAGGGAGGGGUGGCUAUUUGCAGUGGAGGCCAGUGGCUUAUGUUGCCAAGGAGAGAAAUGUUGCAAAUUCCACUGAAACAAACUCAUAUGGAGUGACAGAUGUUAAAGAUCAUACUGCAUACCUGAAUCAUACACUUCUGUAUGCCUACUACAGCUCUAAUUUGGACAGCCUCCUAGUGCAAUCUACUGCAGUAUCAUUUGGCCUUAAAGAAGAUGGCUUCUAUAAGAAAACAAAUUACACUUCUUGGACAUUCAUGAUGGGCUAUGGGAAACCCCCAAAUGAGAACUUCUCACUCCUCGUAAUUUUUGUCAUCAGCAUCGGUCUAGGCCUGCCUGCAUUGUUGAUUAUCAUCAGUGGCUUAGUCAUGGCUGUUCGAAGGAUCUCUCGGAAGAAUGAUGAUCUAUUCCUAAACAGAUAAUUGUUUAGCAUUAUAUUUAGUUGUAACAUCUUGCCAUUCUUUCUCCAGUGUGCUUCAGUAUACUCACUGUUAAACAUUCCAGGAUUCGUUUACAGUACCUCAGGCUGAGUUUCAUUUCAAUAUUUUAAGUAGCUAGCCAUAAACUAUGCAGCAGUAAUUGAUCCCAUGAUAGGAGGGAUAUAGAAAGAAACACAUGCCUUUUGAAGUGAAGUAAUUUGUGUACAAAUUGUAACAAACAUUUCUCUUCUUUAUAUAAUCAUGCAAAAUUUUCAUAAAGUGAAAUAGUACAGUGAGUAGAUAUUUUAAUCAUAGCACAAGCCACUACAUAUUUAUUUUAGUUUUUUUUUUAUGUUAAGUCCAUCUGAACGCACAGUUUAUAAUUGUAUUACAGUGAACACAUACUAGUCUUUACAUUUGUCUGAUAUUUAUAUAUGUGUCAAGUUUUGAGUGAUUAAAUUUUGCUCUUUCAAAAAUGUUCAUAGAGUGGUGGUUCUAAUUUUUCUUUUUCCACCAGAAAGUUACAUCUUCAUGCAGUAUGUGUGCUAUGUAGACAGAUAAUUACUGAGUUACAUUUUGUUUGUAUGUAUGGUGUUGUAUGAUUUUCAUAAAAAAAAGAAAUACAAACCAGGCUUGAAGUUGUAUGGGUUAGCUGAAUUAGGUGUUGCUCAGCAAAAGCACAUUCACCUGCACAUGGUAAAUUUUAGAUUGAUCUUGGUAAGUGCAGUAGUCUUGAGGGUGAUGAUUCACUUUCCUGCAGACUCCCCAAAUCACAGCAAGUGUUUACUAUUUACCAUAUUCAUAUGCCAUUUAAAAGGGUUGUGGAUUAAUGGCUUAGUAGGAAAUCAGCCCUGAUUUUGAUUGGAAUAAUAAACUUGUGGAACUGUAAGAAUGUAACUUCUGUUUUAACACAUAUAAGUGCAGGAGCAUGCGUUGAAUGUUGUAGUAAUUUUAGAGACCAGUAGAUAUGUAAUGUAAUCUGAUUUUGUGUCAGAAAUUUGCUUAUGGCCAUGUUUUUUAUGUGAUAAUACUAGUGGUAAAUUUAGUCAAGUUCUGUGGAAAUUGGCCAUGAAUUUAUGCUGUGUAAUUUAUUGCUAGUAAAUAGUUAUUAAUUGGAUUGAAGUUCCAAUAGUAUUGAUGUCUUCAUUAAUAAGGUAAACCUAAUUUGGACAGAUUUUGAGUUCUACAAGAUUAUGAUAACAGUCUUUUGGUUGCAGGAAUAUUUUUGUUGUGAAUUUUAUGAAGUGGAUUGUGAAGUUAUAGUUACAGGUAAAGUUCUCUCUUUGCUAAGAAUCUUUUUUGGUAAUGAACCCAGUGUAUUAUUAUAAGUGAAAUGAGCAUACCAGAUGAAUAUGUCAAUCCCCAAUUUACAUGGUUAAUUUAUUUCACAGCUGCCCAUGUUAGUCGAAACUGUUUAAGUACAGCAGUGCUUAAAUACAGCAUUUUUUACAUAUACAUUUCUUUCAAUGGAUAGUUGUAGCUAAAAGAUAUGUACAAUAAACAUCUACCAUAACAUACUGUAUUAUAAUGUAUUAUGAUACAUAAACCCUGAACAUGGAAGUUAAAGUACCUAAACUGCUUGAAUAGUAAUAAAAGAAAACCUGUGCUUGUGUGUCCAUGUAUCUGUGGAUUUGUGUAACUUGUAAGAUUUGAGGCUUUCACGGCACCAAAUCCCAGAAGACUGCUUUCUUCUUGUGUAACUUGACUGAACCCAUGUAAGUUGGAGCUUACUGUGAAUGAAAAAUAUAUAAAUAAUGCUGCAGAAGUUACUUACCAGUGUCUGAGCUGGUAAUUUCAUUAAGACUGAAUGAUGAUGUGUUAUAGAGUGUAACAUUACAAAUUGUUUUUCCUGUAAAUCUGCAAUCACUGCAAUUUCAGCAGCUCUGGAGACAAAAUAUGUUGAUGACAUGUGUCCAACAAAAGGAUCCUUGGAUGAAAAGUGAUAAGAAAGAGACAGUUCUAGAUUUCUGUUCCUGAUACUGUAUAAUACUCCUGCCAUAUAGCUGAACUAGAGCCAAAGAUUUGAAUUAAAAUUAAUCCUGUCAGAAAAUUGUGUCAUAAUAGUGUUGUCUCACCUUUAUUAUGUGACUUGUAAUGUUGUCCCUCUGGCUUCUUAUGUAGCAAAACUGAAGAAUAGUUAAACAUAUAAAUGCAAAACCUACUUCUUGCAUCAAGCUGUGUUUUUCCCGGGUCUGGUCAAGUGGGAUUUGUGGUGGACAAAGUGGCGCUUGGGCAGGCUUUCUCUGAGUACUUCAGUU